AUGGAUUCGGUACAGAUUACCUCUUACGUAGAGGGAGUCUUCAAGGCUGCUAGCAAGCCCCUUCCUCAUCUUUGGCGAUGGGCCAAACUUACCGCCAGUUCGAAGAAGUUCCAACCGGACUUGACGUAUAAUCCAUGGGAUCUGGAUAUUACCCAAUUGGCCGACAUCUUUGAGGACGAAGCUAUGGCUUAUAUUGUACCGGCUACAUGGGCAGAUGCAUCGGAGGACAAGAAAGCGUUCCGUGAACAGCUGGCCGACGUCCUCGACCGUGAUCCUGCCACAUGGGAUCUCGAGGUGGAGAUUCAAGCUCCCCCUACGAGUAAGGCGAAAGGGAAAGGGAAGGCAAAGCAGGAGUUGGACUCUGAUGUCGAGGAACAGAACGAGUUAGACGAUCCAAACGUACCUAAGCAGUGCAAUUGGUGUCCAGGCCGCUUUCCCCCCGACCGACAUGGCGCACACCUAAGAAUUUGCGCUGGGUUUCAAAAUCGCUUCGACGAGGACAAUCACGACGUACCUCAAGGCUAUACCCCUGAUCCCUCGCCUCCAGUAGCAACAAGGCCACAACCAAAGGCUAAGGCUAAGGCUAAGGCUAAGACAUCCCCUCUCCCGGAGAAACCGGCCAACAUUGGGAAUACCAAAGUCAAAGUCAUGGAUUUGACUGGAACAACCCCAGAUGCCUUACCAUCGGCAAUGACAAUCCCUGAUUUCUACAAUCUAUGCGAACGUCAGCUCUUGAGCAUGGGUACCACCCAGUUUUUAGGCGUCAUCGCCCAAGUUCUGGAUCAACACCGUGACUACGAACUCGACACCCAAUCUACUCCUAAACCUGGUGCUGCUGCUGGUCCGUCGUUCGAAGAGUUUGCUUGGGAUCACAAUGCCAAGAGUCCCAGUCCUCCUGCCAUGUCUGGAGGGCCGUUAAGCGAGGAUGGUCGGAACGAUGUUCAUUCAGAACAUGACUCGGAUGUAGGGGAAGCAAUAGUGUUACAAGGCACAGACGUUGAGAAUCCGGUGCAAAACACAGUCCCUGUCGACUCCGUUGCUGUCGUUCAACAUGAUUCAGCUGAGGCACCGGCUGCACGUUCGGAUAGGCCUGUUAGGCUUACCAAGACUACUUAG
Messenger RNA from Filobasidium floriforme, 1116 nucleotides. RefSeq lists its product as uncharacterized. Bases 1 to 1116 code for a protein of 371 amino acids. The transcript is spliced from 4 exons. NCBI's taxonomy places the organism in Eukaryota, Fungi, Basidiomycota, Tremellomycetes, Filobasidiales, Filobasidiaceae. The record is from RefSeq and is a predicted model, not a curated record.